AUGGCCAAGUCGUUGCGUGCAAGUUCUCAUCUAAAAGCCAAGUCCGUUAAGCGGCGCCAUGUGUUCCAGAAAGUGGUCGACGCGAGAGCCGCCAGGAUAUCAGAGAAGCUGAAGGGGGAUCUCGUCCAACAGAAGCUAAAGGAAAUGAAGGACGGAGGAGCGAUGGAGGUGGACGACUCAAAGAAGGAAGUCCGCAAGAUAAGCACCAGUGGCUGGAGAGACGCCCGCCACCACAACUACAAGAAGGCUAAGAAGAUAAAGAACUCCAAGAAGAAGGGAUCUUUCACCAAGUUCUAA
This is a messenger RNA of Torulaspora globosa, 297 nucleotides long. RefSeq lists its product as uncharacterized. The transcript has a single exon. Bases 1 to 297 code for a protein of 98 amino acids. NCBI's taxonomy places the organism in Eukaryota, Fungi, Ascomycota, Saccharomycetes, Saccharomycetales, Saccharomycetaceae. Gene Ontology annotation, cellular component: preribosome, large subunit precursor. The record is from RefSeq and is a predicted model, not a curated record.